AUGGUGGUCAUCGACUUUGUGACGGUGUGCGUCGAAGUGCGCCUCGAGCCUCCCUGCAACGGAACUAGCGACGCACAGAAACAACAGAUCGACCAGGGCGCUCCGGUGACCGGCGAGAGGGCUCCGUUCGCCGUGCCAUGCGCCAGGAUGGACGCCAUGCCGACCGCGACCGGGAUGUCCGACGGGCUUCCGAUGAACGUGACGGCGCAGAUCAGCAACGUGACGCGGCCCAAGGCGUCCAGCACGGUGGUGUGCUACUCGCCCAUGAUGAUCACCACCAACGGCAUCUGGCAGGGCGUCAACCCGCUCGAGUUCUCCCUCCCGCUCUUCAUCCUCCAGAUGGCCGUCAUCGUCGUCACCACCCGCCUCCUCGUCCUCCUCCUCAAGCCCUUCCGCCAGCCCCGCGUCAUCGCUGAGAUCCUCGCCGGCGUGGUGCUGGGACCGUCGGUGAUGGGGCAGCUGGAGACAUGGGCGACCAUGGUGUUCCCACAUCGCAGCCUGCUAACGCUGGAGACGGUGGCGCAUCUCGGUCUCCUAUACUUCCUCUUCAUGGUCGGCGUGGAGAUGGACAUCGACGUGAUCCGGCGGUCGGGGAAGAAGGCGUUGUCCGUCGCAGUGGCGGGCAUGGCGCUGCCAUUCUGCAUCGGCAUCGCCACGUCCUUCAUAUUCCGGCACCAGGUGUCGCGGAACGUGCACCAGGCCUCCUUCCUGCUCUUCCUCGGCGUCGCGCUCUCAGUCACGGCGUUCCCGGUGCUCGCCCGCAUCCUCGCCGAGAUCAAGCUGCUCAAUACGGAGCUCGGCCGGAUCGCCAUGUCCGCCGCCAUCGUCAACGACAUGUGCGCGUGGAUCCUGCUCGCGCUCGCCAUAGCCAUCUCGGAGGUGAACAGCACGGCGCUGUCCUCCCUGUGGGUGCUACUCUCCGGGGUGCUCUUCGUGCUCUUCUGCUUCUACGCCGUGCGGCCCGGCAUGUGGUGGCUCAUCCGCCGCAUCCCAGAGGGUGAGGGCGUCAGCGACAUGCAGGUCUCCCUCAUCCUCACCGGAGUCAUGCUUGCCGGCGUGUGCACCGAUGCAAUCGGCAUACACUCGGUCUUCGGCGCCUUCGUCUACGGGUUGGUCAUUCCGAGCGGCCCGCUCGGCGUGGCGCUGAUCGAGAAGCUCGAGGACUUCGUCACCGGGCUGCUCCUGCCGCUCUUCUUCGCCAUCAGCGGCCUGCGGACCAACGUCCGGAAAAUACGCGACCCGAUCACCGUCGGCCUACUCGUGCUCGUGUUCAUCAUGGCUAGCUUUGCCAAGAUCAUGGGCACCAUCAUCAUCGCCGCACUGUACACCAUGCCGUUCCGCGAGGGCAUCGCCCUCGGAUUCCUCAUGAACACCAGAGGACUCGUCGAAAUGAUCGUGCUCAACAUUGGAAGAGACAAAGAGGUGUUGGAUGACGAGUCGUUUGCGGUGAUGGUGCUGGUGUCGGUGGCGAUGACGACGCUGGUGACGCCGGUGGUGACGGGCGUGUACCGGCCGUCGCGGCGCCUCGUCGGGUACAAGCGGCGGAACCUGCAGCGCAUCAGGCAUGACAGCGAGCUCCGCAUGCUGGCCUGCGUGCACACCACCCGCAACGUGCCGUCCGUGCUCUCGCUGCUCGAGCUCUCGAACCCGAACAAGCGCUCCCCGAUCUUCAUCUACGCGCUCCACCUCGUCGAGCUCACAGGCCGCGCCUCCAACAUGCUCGCCGCAGCUGCCGCCUCUGCCUCAAAGCAGAGCCGGAGCAGCUCGGCGUCCUCACUACCCGCCGUGACGGAGCAUAUCUUCAACGCCUUCGAGAAUUACGAGAGGCACACUGGUGGCGUCUCCAUCCAGACGCUCGCGGCGGUCUCGCCGUACCAAACCAUGCACGAGGACGUGUCCGUGCUCGCCGAGGACAAACACGUCUCGCUCAUCGUGGUCCCCUUCCACAAACAACAGACGGUGGACGGCGCCAUGGAGCCGAUCAACCCGAACAUCCGUGGGUUUAACGAGAGCCUCCUCUCCACCUCCCCGUGCUCCGUCGCCAUCCUCGUCGACCGCGGCCUCAGCGCCGCCGCGGCGCGCAUGGCCUCCGAGCACCGCGUGGCGCUCUUCUUCUUCGGCGGGCCCGACGACCGCGAGGCGCUCGCCUACGCGUGGCGCAUGGUCGAGCACCCCGGCGUCACCCUCACCGUCGUACGGUUCCUCCCGCCGGACUACAAGGUGCGUUCCGCAUCCAGCACGACCUACCGGUCGUCGGCCGCGUCCGACACGGACUCGCGCGCGAUCACCAUCAACCCAGAGGGCAAGAGCGAACUGGAGAUGGACGAGGAUUACCUCAACGAGUUCCGGGCGCGUAACCACGGCAACGACGGCAUCUCGUACUCCCUCAAGGUGGUGGCCAACAGCGAGGAGACGGUGACGGCCAUCCGGACCAUUGACAGCAACCUGCACGAGCUGUACAUCGUCGGGAGGCGCCCCGGCGAGGCCGGGUCGCCGAUGACGUCGGCGCUGGAGGAGUGGAUGGAGAACCCGGAGCUGGGCCCCAUAGGGGACAUGCUCGUGUCGUCCGACUUCUCGAUGACAGUGUCGGUGCUGGUGGUGCAGCAGUACGUGGUGGCCGGGGCGCCGACACCCGCCGCCCCUGCGCCGGCCGCGAGCAGCGACCCGGUGCUCCAGUACGUGAGCAACGCCAACCAGCGGCCGUCGGCGGCGUCCGGGGCGUACCGGACGAGCGCGGCGUCAUCGGCGGCCAAUAAAAGGUGGUCUGGCUCUGGCACCGUGGGCUUCUGA
Molecule: messenger RNA, 2790 nt
Organism: Phragmites australis (common reed)
Lineage: Eukaryota; Viridiplantae; Streptophyta; Magnoliopsida; Poales; Poaceae
Product: cation/H(+) antiporter 15-like
Exons: 5
Coding region: 1-2790 (929 amino acids)
Biological process (GO): regulation of pH; proton transmembrane transport
Cellular component (GO): endomembrane system; membrane
Molecular function (GO): antiporter activity
Source: RefSeq, a predicted model, not a curated record